Puccinia triticina is the source of this 2316-nucleotide messenger RNA. RefSeq lists its product as uncharacterized. NCBI's taxonomy places the organism in Eukaryota, Fungi, Basidiomycota, Pucciniomycetes, Pucciniales, Pucciniaceae. The transcript has 2 exons. Bases 1 to 2316 code for a protein of 771 amino acids. The record is from RefSeq and is a predicted model, not a curated record. Gene Ontology annotation, molecular function: protein binding.
AUGGCCAUCCUGCUCAUCGACCAGCUCAGCUCGUCGGCCGCCGAAUUCCCAACGGUCAUCUGGUGGAAACUCAGGGCAGAGAUCCUCCGCAGACAGCUCUUCGACCAGCCAAUCCCUCUCCCCAGCCAGCUGCUCGAUCAGAUCCACCGUCUCGCCCAUGCUCUCCCCUCAGCCGAUCCCUGCGACCUUGACCUGUUGCCCAUGCUGACCCUCGAACGUGGGCUGGCUGAACAUCUGACGGGCAACGAGAAGGCGGCCAAUCGGCUGUUCAGAGACGCGGUCUCUCAGGCUAAAUUCGAAUAUCAACUGACUGGUAUCCCAGGAAAAAGGACCAAAUUCCAGGAAAAGGAGAUCAGUCAACUCGUCGUCCUGGCCCAAAGUCGCACUCGGCCCACCACCGCAACUGCCACUUCAUCCACAGCCGUCCCCAGCCCAUCCACCCAAGAGUCGAUGCCUGUCACCCUCACACUAGAUGACGAUACACUCAUGGAGAAAACUCAGUUCACCCAAUCAGCAGACUCGCCCUUGCAGCUCGACCCCUCAAACCAACCCAGCCUCUAUCCGCUCGACCAAGCACUCCUCCUAGCCCUCUCCCUCUCGAUCAAAAACACCAGCCCGGCCCACGGACUGACGAACGCCCAGAUGGCCCCAUUCAUCGAACGCGUGCUCGAGAACCCCAACAACUGGUCGAUCCACAGCAUGGCCCUGCUCAUCCGCAGUCGGCUCGAGGCCCAUCGCACCCGGACCGUCGAGCGAGGCCUGUUACAGCUCCAAGCACUGGUCGACCAACUGAGCAAGGAUGCCGAGAAUGACCCGGCCGACAAGUCCACGGCACUCGAGAGAGUCCGCUGGACAUGGAGUCUGGCGCUCCCCUCACGAUGGGAGCUCGAGAGGGAGCUCGGACAGAAAUUCAGCGGACUGGGCCUCACCCGGAGCGCGCUAGAGAUCUUCGAGCGCCUCGAGAUGUGGGAACACGUCGUCCAGUGUCACCUCAACCUGGACUCCAAGACGAUCGGUAUCAGUCUGGUCCGGGAACUCAUCGAGGGCAAGAAGAUCGAGUCGAGCCUCAAGAUGUCCCGCUCUCGCUCGACGAGGGAGCCGAAAAGACUCGGCAAACUCUGGUGUCUGCUCGCCGAACUCGAGGGCAAGCCCGAGCAUUGGGAGACCGCCUGGACCGUCAGCCAACACACCUCGAGUCGUGCCAUGCGCUCCCUGGGCGCACACCACUUUAUGCAGGGCGACUAUCCGAAAGCCAAGCAGUGUCUCCUCCGUGCCCUCGACAUCAACCCCCUCUUCAACAAGACCUGGUUCAUCUAUGGAUGUGCAGCGAUGAGGACCGACGAUUGGGAUGAGGCCGAGCGCGCCUUCCGGCGAUGUGUCGGCCUGGACGAUGAGGACGCCGAGGCAUGGAACAAUCUGGCAACGGUCCAUCUCAAGAAGGCCAGUCUGAUCGACGAGUCGGAGCAGCCGAAGGAGGGUGAAGAAGGCGAGCUGAAACUGAAGCCUCUGUUAUCUGAUGAGGAUGGUGACUUGGUAGGCGGUACCGAACCGGAAGACCAGUCCGAGUCAUUAUCAGGAGGCAAGUUUUCGCGGCCGAUGGCGGCGUUCUACGCGCUCCAACAGGCCGUCAAGCUGUCGUACGACUCGUGGCGGAUGUACACGAACUACAUGCUGAUCGCGAUGAGUGUGGGAGAGUACAUGGAGGCGACGCGGGCGUUUGGGCGGGUGAUCGAGAUGCGGGGGGAGGCGGGGAUGGAUAUGGAAGUGUUAGAGAAGCUGGUGAAGGUGAUCAAGCUGCAACGGUCGUGCGAUCCGGCCGGCACGGAGGGGACGAUCGAGAAGGCGGCGGCGGCGGACAGCAGACAGGGCAGACUGUUCGAGCGUCUCGUCGACGUCUUCGACCGCGUCGUGCUCCCCAAGACCCCCACUAUGCCCCUCGUCUGGGAGCUCCGAUCCGAGCUCGCAGAGCUCGGGGACCAGCCGGAGGCCGCCCUACGCUUCCAGAUGGAAGCCUAUCGCGUCGGCGUCUCGGCCACCACCGACCAAUGGCUCAGCUCCGUCGACCAAUGGCUCACAGCUACCGACCUCCUCAAACGCACCCUCCUGAAACUCAUCCGCAUCGGCCCCACCCUCUCCUCCCCCAAUACUACUACUACUACUACCAGUGAUACCCCUGCUGAAAAAUCCGCAUUUGUUAAUUGGAAAUGGCAGGCUAAAAACCUUGCUAAGAAUUUCUUGGCCAAGUCUCGUUCCACCUUCGAGUCUCAUCCCUCUUUUGAUCUUUUGGAAGAAUUCUCUGCUUCUCUUUUCUCGUAA